CUGUCGGUGGUGAGCGACGACCAGUCCCUCUUUGACUCCACGUACGGCGCUGCCACUCACCUCCCCAAGGCGGAUAUGACAGCCUCAGGGAACCCUGACUAUGGCCAACCGCACAAAAUCAACCCUUUGCCUCCGCAGCAGGAGUGGAUUAACCAGCCUGUCCGGGUCAACGUCAAAAGGGAAUAUGACCACAUGAAUGGAUCAAGGGAGUCCCCUGUAGACUGUAGUGUGAACAAAUGCAGCAAACUCGUCGGAGCAGGGACAGAGUCCAACCCCAUGAGUUACAGCACCUACAUGGAUGAGAAGAACGGGCCUCCUCCCAACAUGACCACCAACGAGAGGAGAGUCAUCGUCCCAGCAGAUCCCACCCUAUGGACCCAGGAACACGUGCGCCAGUGGCUGGAAUGGGCUAUAAAAGAGUAUGGAUUAAUGGAGAUCGACACCACCAUCUUCCAGAACAUGGACGGCAAAGAGCUCUGCAAAAUGAACAAGGAUGAUUUCCUCCGAACCACCUCCCUCUACAACACAGAAGUUCUGUUGUCUCACCUCAGUUACCUCAGGGAAAGUAGCUCACUGCUGGUCUACAAUACUCCAUCCCACACAGAAGCUUCCUCACGUCUUGCCACCAAAGAAGAUCCGAUAGGUGAUGCAGUCAGGAGAACAGGAUGGGGCAGUAACGUGAAUUCUGGCCUCACCACGAGCCCUCCUGUUGCAGGGACGCAAAAUGUGAAUAAGACGACAGAACAGCAGCGGCCCCAGCCAGAUCCUUAUCAAAUCCUGGGGCCCACCAGCAGCCGUCUUGCCAAUCCAGGGAGCGGGCAGAUCCAACUGUGGCAGUUCCUCCUGGAGCUGCUGUCGGACAGUUCCAACGCCAGCUGCAUCACGUGGGAAGGGACCAAUGGGGAGUUCAAGAUGACGGACCCUGACGAAGUGGCGCGGCGCUGGGGAGAACGCAAAAGCAAGCCCAACAUGAAUUACGACAAGCUGAGCCGAGCCCUGCGAUACUACUAUGACAAGAACAUCAUGACCAAAGUGCACGGCAAAAGGUAUGCCUACAAAUUUGACUUUCAUGGCAUUGCCCAGGCUCUUCAGCCUCAUCCCACUGAAUCGUCGAUGUACAAGUACCCAUCAGAUCUCUCCUACAUGCCGUCUUACCAUGCCCACCAGCAGAAGGUGAACUUUGUUCCCCCGCACCCUUCUUCUAUGCCUGUCACAUCGUCCAGUUUCUUUGGAGCAGCCUCACCUUAUUGGACCUCCCCUGCAGGAAGCAUUUAUCCCAACCCCAAUGUCCCCCGCCAUCCCAACGCCCACGUAUCACCGCACUUGGGCAGCUAUUACUAGAUGCUUUUAUCUUCAAGUGGCCUUUACCAGUCUGGUUGGACAUUUCCUUUAUUUCUGUUAUUUCUAUGGGUUUUUUUUGGGGGGGACCCUUCAUGGAUAAUUGUGGCCUUUCUGGGGAAGAAUUAAAACUGGAUAUUGGUUAUUCCUGGAUCAAACCUUUUACUUUCCUAACUUUGCCUCUUGUGUCUUGAACUGAGAGAUGGAUGCUUCUUUGGGCCAGUACUCUGCAUUUUCUUUGGGUUUUUAUGCUUAUAUCCUCUGCAGGAGUUGACUACGAAGAUUGUUCACCAUUACCUACCAUGAAUAUUAGCUGUUUGUUGAGAGAAAUUAAAGGAUUCAAAGGCUUUUGACAAGACAUAGAUCCACCUGUGGGUCAUAGGAAAAGAUGGGGUUUUUUCUCGUUGUGGAGAGGGUAGGCAAUUUGAUCAUUAAGUGGAGGAUGUUGGGCUGCAGGGGACCACAACUGGAAUCUUAGCUUUAAGGCAGAUGAGGAUUUUCACCCAACUGGAAAUUAAAUA
Molecule: messenger RNA, 1859 nt
Organism: Mesitornis unicolor (brown roatelo)
Lineage: Eukaryota; Metazoa; Chordata; Aves; Mesitornithiformes; Mesitornithidae
Gene: FLI1
Product: Fli-1 proto-oncogene, ETS transcription factor
Exons: 9
Coding region: 76-1341 (421 amino acids)
Biological process (GO): cell differentiation; regulation of transcription by RNA polymerase II
Cellular component (GO): nucleus
Molecular function (GO): sequence-specific DNA binding; DNA-binding transcription factor activity, RNA polymerase II-specific
Source: RefSeq, a predicted model, not a curated record